AUGGACAACUUGCACGCGCAGACGACGGACGAUUUCAAGGAGUAUCUUGCGAAGGAGUGCAACACUUCUGCUUGGUAUGGCCCUUCGGAGUGCACGGACGAGGUGCAGCCAGUUGAUGCAAAAGCAGGACGAUUUAUCAAGGUGGAAGCUGGGAGGCAGAUGGACAUGUGGCUCGAGCAGUCGGACAACCUCGAGAGGUGGGAAACCGCGGCGCUGACAGCUUCUGAUCGGCGGGUACUGAUCACUCAGUGGAUUGAAGCGGCCAUGGCAAGACUCAACAGCCAGCAGGCGUUCCGAUUCCGCCUUUUCGAAAAGUGCGGGAUGGCCAUGACUGUGGACGGCUCAGGCGAUGAUCGGAUCACCUUGGAGGGUUUGGACAAGCCGUACACCUUCGCAAACGAUGAAGACUGUAGCGAGGACGAAGAAGGUUUGAAGAACGGCAGCGAUGAGCCUGGGGGGCGCGGGAAGGAGGACGAUGGACGUGAGACGGUCGUGGAGGGCGCUGAUUCCAGCGAUGAUGAAGACGACGGCGGCACGUCUCAAACCCAGACCGAUGAGCUAGCUCUUCUCGACGACGACGACAGCAUGGACCCACAAAACCCGGAGGACGAGACACAAGGAAUGGAGAUCCCGACAGGCUUUCGCAUUCAAGAAGUUAAACCCGUUGCUCUUGACAGUUUUUGCUUUUGCGACGUGGAGGGCUCGUUAGGCUGGGGAUGGGGUGGUUUGGAGGGUUGAUCAUUCAGCAAUCUCAGCAGGACACUCGCCACCCGUACGACCACUGUGUGCAGCUGGAG
Messenger RNA from Ectocarpus sp. CCAP 1310/34, 797 nucleotides. The record is from the annotation of a GenBank genome assembly. NCBI's taxonomy places the organism in Eukaryota, Phaeophyceae, Ectocarpales, Ectocarpaceae.